AUGCAACUUUUUUGGAAAGAGACCAAGAGCAUCUCAACGGGGAAUAGUAAAAACAUCAGCAACGGUGACAUCGCGCGGUCUCUGGUGACUGCAGGUGUCGCGUUCUCUCCCGGUCCCUCCGGGGAGAUGUUCAAAGGCUUCACCGGCGACCCAGACAGCGGUUCCCGUGGAAGCUCCUCUCCAUCUAUAGAGUCCCAGUACCUUUCCUCCGUGGACUCCUUCGGAAGCCCGCCGACCACCAGUGCUCCGCAGGAGUGUGUGUCAGCGGGGGCCAGCUUGAGCAUUGUGGGCAGCGGGCCAGGGGCCAGUAUCGGACCAGAGAUGCCCGGUUCAUUCGUGCCCACCGUCACUGCCAUCACCUCCAGUCAGGACCUGCAGUGGAUGGUACAGCCGACCCUCGUCUCCUCCCAGGCCUCUGGGCAGAGUGGGUCCACUGGGACCACAACCAUGACCCAGCCUUUGUCGUUAGUUGACCCAUAUGACAUGCCGGGCCCUAGUUAUUCCUCGGGGCCUGCGUUCACCCCUCAAAGCUUGGACAGUCAGGGCCCUGCUCCAGGCCCAAUCCGCCCGUCCAGAACCCGCAGCCGCCGUACACGAGACGAGUCUGUGAGUGACGAUGGAGAUGUUGGUGUGUUACUAACACCUGAGGAGGAGGAGAAGAGGCGUGUUCGGAGAGAGAGAAACAAGUUGGCCGCCGCCAAAUGUAGGAACCGCCGAAGAGAACUCACAGACAGACUGCAGUCGGAAACGGACAUACUGGAGGAGGAGAAGGCAGAGCUGGAGGCUGAGAUCUCUGAGUUGCAGAAGGAGAAGGAGCGCCUGGAGUUUGUCCUUGUGGCCCACCAGCCCAACUGUAAGGUCCCGUACCAGGACCAAGCUCAGCACAGCUCGGCGCAGCUCCCUCCCCAGACCUUACAACAACCCGUCUCCAUCGUGGGCUUGGCUGUGACAGAAGACUCUUUCUAUCUGCCUCCUGCCUACUCAGCCCAUCCGUCCUCCUCACAGUCCCAGCCUCCGGUUCAGCAGCAAGUUCAGCAGCAGCCUCAGCCAGGGCUAAUGCAGGAGGUAGAGUUUUCUAGUUCUUUCUAUGGCUCAAGUGAGCCGGCACCAGACGGGCCGUGCCACAUGGCCAGCGACAUUGGUGGUGGUGGGGUUAACCAUGACGGUGCGGCCAUUGGCAGCUACAACGCCUCAUACACAUCUUCAUUUGUGUUCACCUACCCAGAGGGAGCCUGCGGGGUCAGUGCCAACCAGAGGAACAGCAGUAGCGAGCAGUCAUCUGAUUCCCUGAACUCGCCCUCGCUGCUGGCGCUCUGA
Messenger RNA from Anoplopoma fimbria (sablefish), 1317 nucleotides. RefSeq names its product FBJ murine osteosarcoma viral oncogene homolog B (gene fosb). Gene Ontology annotation, biological process: regulation of transcription by RNA polymerase II. NCBI's taxonomy places the organism in Eukaryota, Metazoa, Chordata, Actinopteri, Perciformes, Anoplopomatidae. Bases 1 to 1317 code for a protein of 438 amino acids. Gene Ontology annotation, molecular function: RNA polymerase II cis-regulatory region sequence-specific DNA binding; DNA-binding transcription factor activity, RNA polymerase II-specific. The record is from RefSeq and is a predicted model, not a curated record. Gene Ontology annotation, cellular component: nucleus. The transcript has 5 exons.